Messenger RNA from Loxodonta africana (African savanna elephant), 3791 nucleotides. RefSeq names its product glypican 6 (gene GPC6). The transcript has 9 exons. The record is from RefSeq and is a predicted model, not a curated record. Lineage: Eukaryota; Metazoa; Chordata; Mammalia; Proboscidea; Elephantidae. Gene Ontology annotation, cellular component: cell surface; synapse; extracellular region. Gene Ontology annotation, biological process: regulation of neurotransmitter receptor localization to postsynaptic specialization membrane; cell migration; regulation of signal transduction. The coding region runs from base 1 to 1461 and encodes 486 amino acids.
AUGGCUAAAAGUCCCCAAACCUCUAAACCAGAAAUUGCAAUUAUCUAUAUUUUAUUCAAGUUCUGUACAAUGAUCUUACAAGUUCAUGACUACUUUCUCGUUUUAUUGACAGAAUUUUUCCGCGAGCUCCUGGAGAAUGCGGAAAAGUCACUCAAUGAUAUGUUUGUACGGACCUAUGGGAUGCUGUACAUGCAAAACUCAGAAGUGUUCCAGGACCUCUUCACGGAGCUGAAAAGGUACUACACGGGGGGCAACGUGAACCUGGAGGAGAUGCUCAACGACUUCUGGGCUCGGCUCCUGGAACGGAUGUUUCAGCUGAUAAACCCGCAGUAUCACUUCAGCGAGGACUACUUGGAGUGCGUGAGCAAAUACACAGACCAGCUGAAGCCGUUUGGCGAUGUGCCCCGGAAAUUGAAGAUUCAGGUCACCCGUGCUUUCAUUGCCGCUCGAACGUUUGUCCAAGGACUGACUGUGGGCAGAGAAGUUGCAAAUCGAGUUUCCAAGGUCAGUCCAACGCCAGGGUGCAUUCGCGCUCUCAUGAAGAUGCUGUAUUGCCCUUACUGCCGCGGCCUCCCGUCCGUGAGGCCCUGCAACAACUACUGCCUCAACGUCAUGAAGGGCUGCUUGGCGAAUCAGGCGGAUCUCGACACUGAGUGGAACCUGUUUAUAGAUGCGAUGCUCUUGGUGGCAGAGAGACUGGAAGGACCGUUCAACAUUGAGUCGGUCAUGGACCCUAUAGAUGUCAAGAUUUCUGAAGCCAUUAUGAACAUGCAAGAAAACAGCAUGCAGGUGUCUGCAAAGGUGUUUCAGGGAUGUGGCCAGCCCAAGCCCGCUCCAGCCCUCAGAUCGGCCCGCUCGGCUCCGGACAACUUUAAUACGCGCUUCAGGCCCUACAAUCCUGAGGAAAGACCGACGACCGCUGCAGGCACAAGCCUGGACCGGCUGGUCACAGACAUUAAAGAGAAGCUGAAGCUCUCUAAAAAGGUCUGGUCAACUUUACCCUACACCAUCUGCAAGGAUGAGAGCGUGACAGCGGGCACGUCAAACGAAGAGGAAUGCUGGAAUGGGCACAGCAAAGCCAGAUACUUGCCUGAGAUCAUGAAUGAUGGGCUGACCAACCAGAUCAACAACCCUGAGGUGGACGUGGACAUCACGCGGCCUGACACUUUCAUCAGGCAGCAGAUCAUGGCUCUCCGAGUGAUGACCAACAAACUAAAGAAUGCCUACAACGGCAAUGACGUCAACUUCCAGGACACGAGCGAUGAAUCCAGCGGUUCAGGGAGUGGCAGUGGGUGCAUGGAUGAUGUGUGUCCGACUGAGUUUGAGUUUGUCACCACAGAGGCCCCCGCAGUUGACCCCGACCGGAGAGAAGUGGACUCUUCUGCCACCCAGCUCGGCUACCCCCUGUUCUCAUGGUCUCUCCUCUGCAUCUCCCUGGCCCUGCAGAGACUGUGCAGAUAAUCCUGGUUUUUUGGUCAGAUGAAACUGCAUUUUAGCUAUUUGAACAGCCAACUUACUUCUUUUCUUACACUCUUGGACAAUGGACCAUGCCACAAAAACUUACCAUUUUCUAUGAGAAGAGAGCAGUGCUGCAAUCUGUCUCCCUUUUUGUUUUCCCAAAGAGUACCAGGUGCCAGACCGAACUGCUUCCUCUUUCCUUCAGCUAUCUGUGGGGACCUUGUUUAUUCUAGAGAGAAUUCUUACUCAAAUCUUUCGUACCAGGAGAUUUUCUUACCUUCAUUUGCUUUUAUGCUGCAGAAGUAAAGGAAUCUCACGUUGUGAGUUUUUUUUUUUUCUCAUUAAGAAAAAAUAACAAUUCUUAUUAAAUCGGGCCAAACCCCAAGACAACUGCAUUUGCAACAAACAAGAGAGAAAAAAUAAAAGAACUUCAAAGCUAUGAAUUUGACAUCAACAGCCCACUCCCAGUGUGUCUCUGUGACAACCCAGGUUUGCAAAAUGCUUAUGGGGAGAAGGUUUGGAUUUUUUUUUUUUUUUAAAACGUAAUGAAAAUACAAUGUUGUCUUGGAGGUAUUAUCUUGUACUCUAACCACACAAUACCAAAUUGAUUUGGAGGUACUGAUACUAAAAUUUACACUUUCAUCUUUAACAUGAAAGCAAAAAAAAAAAAAAUUACUACAACUCAGCACCUCUCUCUCACCCAGCCCAAUUCCAAUUUCAGUAAUGGCACCAUUUUUAAUUCCCUUAUGUCUGACCAUUGUAUCCAAUUGGCACAGAAUUUUUCCCUUCAUCUUCAGUUAGUACUGAACACUUCUAUCAAUUCAUCCUCCUCCAGGGUCUGGAUUGAAAAUAACCUUCAAUGAUACAAUGUCUUCGCUUUUCCACAAGUUUGACAUUAAUUAGAUGUCUCUGCCCCUGUGCUCAUUUCCCUUCCAAAAUAGCAGUUCUUCAGAUGAACUGAGCCGCAAUCAGAUCCGUAUGUGAGUUUUCAUUUUUAACUCUUUGCUUUGUGUCAGUUGGUUUCUGCAUCACAAGGGCAUUCUCUUACAAAAUAACUCACAACAAAAAAAGUCAAGACAAGAAAAUAUAUAUAUACAGUAUUGACAUGGAGAUUUCUUUCACUUUUUUAGUCUUAGUAUGAUCAUCUAUUUUUAUAUCUAUAUAUAUAUAAAUCACAGAUUUUAACUUCUUAAUUCCAAGCUCAGGGUUGACACACCUUUGUAACAAAACUGUUUUGUCAACCAGCUCUUCUUGUUUUGUGCUGCCCAGAGGAGGGAUUCCUCAGUGAUCUGUGAGCACCAAGAAUCAAGAAAGAGAACUUUUUACAUAUCUAACUGUCCAUUUAUUAAAAGUUUCCCAGGGCACACCCGUUUCACAUGAGCGUACUUUGUCCUGAGUGCUCCAGACUGUACCGAGCCCAAGGGAAGAGCCAUGGGUGUGCAGGACUUUACUGGUGACGGAAACCAUAUGCAUAAAGAAUGUGUCAUUCACUCAAAACCACUGCUUUCAUGUACAAGGCCAUCAGCCUAGGAUUCCUGCUUGGCACUUGGAUAAAUGACCUGACUCAGAGGCCAAUUUAAAAAACAGCCUAGCCAAUCCAUGCCAAUGCCAGGUUCUAUGCUCCCCCUGACAGAGAGAAGCAAAAUAAACCAAACUGGGGCUUUCUAAAUACGGUUGGCUAUCCAUGUGUUUCUUGGUUUUUACGAUGCAUCUGGAGUUGGGAAAAGUAACAUUUCAAAAUGCCAUACUAUGCCAGUCACGUUUUAAUUAACCCAUUGACAGUAAUGACAUGUAAAUGGUAUUUUCGAUCUCCGUUUUCAUCAAAAUUGUAAUUAGUUAUUGAUUUAGUCAUCACAUUUAAGUAGAACACACACGGCACAAUAGUAUUAAGUAUAUUUGAGCACUUUUACAAAACAAAGUAUUUACAAGCAUCUAUUGCUAGUUUAUGCCUAAUGGAAUAUGAAAUGUAGGAUUUUGAGAGACUUGGUGGCAUCCUUUCAUUUAAAUCUUUAUGAAAGUAAUACUUUUUCUAAUUUAGCAUUACAUACUUAAAGAAAAUCAGACAUUUCGCUGCCAAAUUCAGCUUCCUGUCACCAAUUACACAUGCAACAUCUUUAUGCAGGACCAUUCAUUUCUGUUGCCCAUUUCAUUGUAUGUUUAAAACCUAUUAUUGUCUUUCUCCAGUAAUUAAGGUGCAAUACAAAUUAAAUCAACCUCGAUUUUCCAGAAUAUUUGAGUAAUAACUUCUUUUCAUGGCUUUAAACUCCAAGUCUUUUUAUUAUUAUUAUUUUAUUUCUCCAUUGUCUUCUAUGAAAGAGAUCAGGAAGCCUUCC